GCGGCCAGGCCGAGCCUCGUCGGGGCCCCAGACAAAGGCGGCCGGGCCGGGGCUGCGCACCACCAUGAGCGGGGCCGCCGUGCCCGGCUCCGCUCCUCCUCCUGCUGCCGCCGCCUCUCGGGUUCCGCUGUGAGGGCAGCAGGGCGCAGCUGCGCGACGCGGGCGAGGCGAGGCCGGGCCGCGAACAUGUCCUCGGCCGUGGGGCCCCGCGGGCCUCGCCCGCCCACGGUGCCGCCCCCGAUGCACGAGCUGCCCGACCUGAGCCACCUGACCGAGGAGGAGAGGAACAUCAUCAUGGCAGUGAUGGACCGGCAGAAGGAAGAGGAGGAGAAGGAAGAAGCCAUGCUCAAUGGAAGAAUGACGCCCCUGGCUGCCGGCUUCCCCUCUUCUGAGACUGGAAGUAUUGGAUGUUGUCUGAUGCUGCUGCCGUCUGUCUGUCUGCUUGUGAGUCCGUCUGUCCUCACUGGCCGCAGCCCCUGCCGCCUGUCCUGGACAUCGAUUCUCUUGGUCAGGAUCUCCAGGUUUGCUGCUGCUCCCUUUGGUGUUCACUGCAGCCAGCAGGUGGAGAGAGGCCUCUGGCAGCUGGUGAAAGCUGUGCUUGACAAUUUCCUGAGGGCACAGGGAGGGCUCGGUGCAGAUAGUGGCCAUCAUACUCCCCCGCCCUCCCGUAUUGGCCGUUCCACAGCAGAGGGAGAGUGGUGGAUUGUAUGAGGGAGCGGAUGGGUUUUAGGACAGAAUUCCAAACCUGCUAAGUGCCAGAGGACAGCAGUUACAAGAUUAUAUGGGCUCAUAUGGACAGAUACAAACUAGGAGUGUUGUCCAUCUGCUCAUGUGUGACACCUUUCUUUUCCCCCGCUUUUCCUGUGACUACUUUCCACUUGCUUGCAAAUAUUAUUCCUUUAUUGCACUGAUUUUCACAUUAUCACACUGUGUGAUGCUGUUAUACAACAGCUCUCUAAUCCUGGGGCUCUGGACUAAUUUAUCAAUCAGCCUCCUCUGCUCGUGUCUUGGCCUCUUAUGUGGUGGUGGAUUGGUGUUUCUGAAUCCCAGCUUGCUGCCCUGUAAGCAUGUCGGUCUUGUUGUCUGCAGUUAGUGGAGCAGUGCUGGACUCUCCUUCUGAAAAACACUUUAUGUCUUAGAGCUGGGGGUCAGCCGUGGGGCUGUUCAGGUGAGACACAUAUAUACAGAAUUAAUGAGAUGUAGUCAUAGAUGGGCCCUUUUAUGGACUUUGUAUUACAAUAGAUUGAGAAAUUAAAAUAGAUUGACAGAGCUUGGAAAUAUUUGCUAAAUCAGGAAAAACUUUUUGGGGUAAUGCAUGGUCCAUCAUUUCACAUUUCUGAGACAUUACUUUCAUAAAAUAAAAUAAAAUAACCCAACCACACAAAGCUAACGUUCUGAGAACAGAGCAAUGAGAGUUGAGAAAACUUCCUUCUGUAGUUAGUGUAGCACUAUCUGAGUUACCUACUGUGAACGCUCUGUCUUUCCACAAGGCAUAAAAUUAGGCAUUAAUAAAAAGAGUGAGAAAAUUGAUGGGUGAAUAUGCUAAAGCAACAUUACAAAAUAUCAAAUAUAUAUUUGUCUAUAUUUGUUUUAUUGACCUUCAUUAUAAAAUUUCUACUUGAAUUUGAUUUUGAUGUCAUUAAAUAUGUGUAAAUAGAAAACAUCAAACUACUUUUA
Molecule: messenger RNA, 1677 nt
Organism: Heterocephalus glaber (naked mole-rat)
Lineage: Eukaryota; Metazoa; Chordata; Mammalia; Rodentia; Bathyergidae
Source: RefSeq, a predicted model, not a curated record